CCUGGGAGAGAUCCUCCUCCCUUCCUCGACUUGCUCUCAUAUUUAAGAUUUAGCCCAGAUAUUCCUUCUUGGCACCCGCAGCAGGCUUUGGAGGAGUUAAUAAUAGAACAAAGAACUUUCCCCUCCCCAUUCUUUGGAAAGAUUUGUAGUCCAGACCAGGCGAAGGUCUCAUCUCUUGAAGGAAGUGUCUUCUCUUCUCCGAUUUCCCUUCCCUCUGAGCGGAGAAUGGCUAGAAGUCUGCCUUGGACCAUCGCCGUAUUUGGCCUGCUUUUCCUCAUCCAGGAAAUCCAUUGCAUGUUCUUGCCCAAUGCCACGCAUCUGGAAAAGCUUCUCAGUAAAUACCGAGAUGAGGCAUCACACUCAAGAACAAAGAGAGCAAUUCCCAGAUCGGAUAAAGAUGAGAUUCUGAUGCUUCACAAUAAACUGAGGGGACAAGUUUACCCUUCAGCAUCCAACAUGGAAUACAUGACAUGGGAUGAAGAACUGGAGAGAACUGCUGAGGCCUGGGCCCACGAAUGCAUUUGGGAUCACGGACCUGCUACCCUCCUUCCUUCUAUUGGUCAAAACCUGGCAGUUCACUGGGGCAGGUACCGCUCUCCAGCUUUCCACGUCCAGUCUUGGUAUGAUGAAGUCAAAGAUUACACCUACCCCUAUCCCCACGAAUGCAACCCUUGGUGCCCAGACAGAUGUUCAGGACCCAUGUGUACACACUUCACACAGAUAGUCUGGGCCACAACGAACAAGGUUGGCUGCGCUGUGCAUGUCUGCAAGAAGAUCAGCGUGUGGGGUGAGAUCUGGGAGAAUGCCGUCUACCUGGUCUGCAACUACUCUCCCAAGGGAAACUGGAUUGGAGAAGCCCCGUACAAAAAUGGAAGGCCUUGCUCUGAGUGUCCACCUAGCUAUGGAGGAAGUUGCCAGAGUAAUCUCUGCUUCAAAGAUGACCGUUCUGUCCGAAAGCCUGAGACAGAGGAGACCAAUGAAGUGGAGACUCCCGUAAUGACAGAGGACAAAGACAGAUGGGGGCGUGAGCGGGUGACCAAACCCACGAAACCCUCAAAGGCAAAGAAACCAACCACUGUGACUUAUAUGACACAAGAGAUCAAGUGCGAUACGAAACUGAGGGAUAAAUGCAAAGGUUCGACAUGCAACAGAUACUUGUGUCCCGCUGGCUGCGUGAACAAUAAGGCAAAAGUCUUUGGAACGUUCACCUAUGAGAGCUCGUCCAGCAUCUGCCGAGCUGCCAUUCACUCUGGAGUGUUAGAUAACCGAGGGGGCCUGGUUGAUAUCACCAGAAGGGGCAGGGCAGACUUCUUUGUCAAGGCUACAAGAAAUGGAGUGGAAUCGAUAAGUAAAUUCAAACCUUCAAAUUCCUUCAUCGUUUCAAAAGUCACAGUGCAGACACUGGAUUGUUACACCACCGUAGCAGAGCUCUGUCAGUUCAAGAAGCCAGCUACUCAUUGUCCCAGGUCUUACUGCCCGGCUUAUUGCAAAGAGGAACCUUCAUACUGGGCGCCAGUGUACGGCACCAAUGUUUAUGCGGAUAGCUCUAGCAUCUGCAAAACCGCUGUGCAUGCGGGCAUCAUUCGGGACGACGCUGGCGGCUACGUGGACGUGAUGCCUGUAGACAAGAAGAAGUACUACAAUGGCUCUUUGAAGAAUGGGAUCCGCUCCGAGAGCUUGAAGACUGCAAGAGAAGGAAAAGCCUUCCGGAUCUUUGCUGUGAAGCAGUAAAUUUCCAAGAAAGGGGAACCUUAUUGUCUGGAGGAGUGCGUGGCACUUUUCCUGAGUGAUGGGAAGCUCACACAAAAUCUGUGGUUGUCCUGGCAUGUAGUAUGACGAAGCCCUUUUAAGUCAGAACUCUUUCAGGGAAGAAAACGGUGAGUGUGGGAGUUGCAUUUAAACUCAGUGAUCCACAUCUCAUCACUAUCAGUUCAGUGUUUUGUUAUUUUAACGUUCAGUGUUUAGAUAAUUCAGCAGUGGUUGCAUGUUCAAAGUUAGGGCGGGCGGCUGCAAAAAUCCCUCCCUGUUCUUCCAGUGCAUGACACUGAUUGCCCAAAGAUGGUGUCCCACAUUUCAUGGAAAGCCACUCUUAUCAAAAGGUGAUCAUAACUUUGACGAGCGAAUGACGUUAGGUGGAAGAAUUAUGGAGGCGAGUGGUGAACGAUUAUGUCCACUCUGAGGCAGCUCCUCUGGAGAGCGAACCACCGGGAUCAUUUAGAAAUUGAAGAAGUCAAAAAGUCAUUUGGGAAAUCUUGAAUUGGGUCAAUGGCGUGAUGGGUUAAUUCCAUCAAGUGCAAUGUGGAAGCCAAAUGUGGUAGACUGCUUCUGUGGAUUUUAGAAAGGAUGUACUGAGCUGUGGUAUAUUUUGGGGCAAGUCUGAUCAAAAAGCAGAAGCCUUAGCAAUGAACAAGCAUCUCUGGAAACUGGGAAUCCCUCUCACACAAAAGAAAAAUACAGAAAAGCUGGGUUUGCUGGUCAAACAAUUGUAGGGUGUUAGGAAAGACACUAACGACAUUAGGGUGUUAGUGGAGACAUUGACAAGAAGCCAAGGAAUUAAGACCCCACCGUCUGGGCACAUUUUGAUCCACCGUACAUUAGGCAGCAUUGUCUUAUUUACAAUUUAUUUUAUAUUUUAUUCAGCAGAGCUGGUUAUAGCCUACUUAAGCAGCAAUCUCUAAAAGUUGAUCUUUUAUUUUGUUGGAAAUGAAGGCACCCUUUGUUAAGAGCGUUGGUGUUGCCAUUCUUUGUACAGAUCUGGAGAUUUAUUUUAUAUGUUGGGAUUAACCCCAAGAUAUAUAUUAUAAAAUAACUAUGAAGGCUGGACUCUUUUCUUGUAUUCAUUAUAUAUGUAGAUCACAUGCAGGUCUUAAUUAUCCACAUAACACAUGGUCUGGUACAUGCAUCCAGUUAUUCCAGGGGGUUAGAUAAGGAGACCCUUCCUAUGCACAUAUUUCCCACCUUCUCCCAAUAAAACUAGCAUGGUCCAUGGCUGGGAUCUGCAAAGGUUACCUCUGUGUAGCCAGUGAGAUUUUUGACACAUUUUCUUUGAGUAUCAGUCACUCUCUCAUCUAGAGUUUCCGGGAACCAGCAUCAAUCUCUAGGUGAUUAUUGAUAGCAACCCCUGGAGAUUUCAGUGGCUUGGAAUAAAAUGAGCAAAAAUAUCUCCAGGAAUAGUUUCAGUCAAAGUUGGCACCCUACUUUCAUGGCAUGCCAUAUCUUAGUCUUCCAUGGAUCAUAAUUUGAAUGUGUAAUUUAUAUUUAUUUAAAGUGAUCUUUUUCAUUGGAUGAUAUUUCCCCAUGCUUUAUUUAAAAAAGAAAGAAAGAACAAUACCAAUACUUAAAUUGUGGCCUCAUGUGGGCUAUUGGGCCCUGGGACCAUGGUGCUAAACAGGUGCUAGUUAGGGAUAGGGUGGUUAGGAGAUGUUUGCUCCUGGAAUCAUCCAGAGUGAAUUUCCCAGAUGUCUUCUGAACACCGUCAUGGUUUGGGGCAAUGAGAUCACCACUGCAUUUCAGGAUCUGAAGAGCCUCCACAAUCUCCCUGCUUCAUCUUAUUUACUGGAGGUAGUUAGGGGAAAGGAGCGUCAAGCAGGUGAAGUCUAUGGUAAGUCCUCCAGAUCUUGGAGCAUCACAGCACAUUGAGACCUGUAGGCCAUUAAGGGCAUAAUCAGGGUCCAUUUGGGUCAGGAUCCAGAUCCCACACUGUCUAGUGCACAGAUCUGAACUGGAUCCUGGGAGAGGGUUCAAACUCCCCAAAUCAAAUAGUAAAUCUGGGUUUGACAGAGCUCACUGACAACCCCAACGUAAAUCGAUUGCAUCACAAAAUAGCUCUUUGGUUCAUUCAAUAUAUGAAGAGUUCCCGUGGGGAAAUAGUAUGUGUGUGGGGGGUGGAGGGGCAGUGGGAAUAAUACAAGAGCAUUGCUAUUUUAUCCAAAAUAUAUUAAUUAGUGCACCCAAAUAUGAAAACAGCUAGAUUGGAAUUGUCUUUCUCCUUGUGGGUUACUCAUUUUCUGUUUUCCAAGCCUGUACUGAUCUGAAUCAGUCUUAUCUGUAGGCAGCAACUACCUGCAGGUUUUGUAGAUUUGCUUUUUUUCUAUGAAAAAUGAUGUAUUUUUUACUAUUCCUCUGUAAAAAAAAAAGUGCACUGUACAUUGCUUUUGUUUUACUUUUGCAUGAUCUUUUAAAUAGACCAGGUUUCUGGUUUUUGAGCAGAUUUUUUCUCCUCUCAGCAAAGUAUCUAUACAUCCAAAUAAUCUUUCUAUUUUGAUAUAUUACCUAUUUGUGGAAAAUAAAACCUUUGAGAAUUAAA
This is a messenger RNA of Hemicordylus capensis (graceful crag lizard), 4306 nucleotides long. RefSeq names its product cysteine rich secretory protein LCCL domain containing 2 (gene CRISPLD2). The transcript has 15 exons. Bases 226 to 1731 code for a protein of 501 amino acids. Lineage: Eukaryota; Metazoa; Chordata; Lepidosauria; Squamata; Cordylidae. The record is from RefSeq and is a predicted model, not a curated record. Gene Ontology annotation, cellular component: extracellular region.